Molecule: messenger RNA, 166 nt
Organism: Trichomonas vaginalis G3
Lineage: Eukaryota; Parabasalia; Trichomonadida; Trichomonadidae
Exons: 1
Source: RefSeq, a predicted model, not a curated record
AUGACUCAGACAAGUCCUACGGACAAGACCCAAGGGGUCAUAGAUGUUGAAGCAUUGAAGAAAGAAAUUCGCGAGCAAAUUUUAUCCGAACUGAAGGAACAAAAACAAGAACAAAAGCCAGAGAGACCAAAGAGAAAACUUAGUGAAAAACAACUUGCUGCAUUAG